AUGGACCCGCCGCCCUUUGACAUGUGGAGAGACUACUUUAACCUGAGCCAGGUGGUGCAGGAUAUAGUUCAGAGCCGGAAGCAGAGUCUGGAGAGUGAGAGAGCUGAGGAGCCCAACUCCAGGCCCCAGGAGACCAGUGAGCAGGGCCUGGAGGGCCCCGGAAGCCUGACUACCAUGUGCAACUUCUGCAAGCACAAUGGAGAGUCUCGCCACGUCUACACCUCACACCAGCUGAAGACGCCUGAAGGGGUGGUAGUGUGUCCCAUCCUGAGGCAUUACGUGUGUCCUGUCUGCGGAGCCACCGGCGACCAGGCUCAUACACUCAAGUAUUGUCCACUCAACAGCAGCCAGCAGUCUCUCCACCGUCGCAGUGGACGAAACUCAGCCGGUCGCAGACUCAAGCAAUAA
Molecule: messenger RNA, 408 nt
Organism: Apodemus sylvaticus (European woodmouse)
Lineage: Eukaryota; Metazoa; Chordata; Mammalia; Rodentia; Muridae
Gene: Nanos2
Product: nanos C2HC-type zinc finger 2
Exons: 1
Coding region: 1-408 (135 amino acids)
Biological process (GO): negative regulation of translation; oogenesis
Cellular component (GO): perinuclear region of cytoplasm
Molecular function (GO): mRNA binding; zinc ion binding
Source: RefSeq, a predicted model, not a curated record